Porites evermanni is the source of this 296-nucleotide messenger RNA. NCBI's taxonomy places the organism in Eukaryota, Metazoa, Cnidaria, Anthozoa, Scleractinia, Poritidae. The record is from the annotation of a GenBank genome assembly.
GCCCAAUCAGGCUCAAAAAUAAGCUAAAGCAGGCUCACUGAUAUGCCAAAUCAGACUCACAACUCAAGCCAAAGCAGGCUCACAGAUAUGCCAAAUCAGGCUCAAGAUUAUGCCAAAUCAGGCAAAAAAAUAAGCCAAAUCAGGCUCACAUGCCGCACAAAUGUGCCAAACCGGGCAUACAAGGCCAAAUCAGGCUCAAAACAGGCGACCACUACCAGACACACUGGAAAGAAAAUCCAGUUAUCCUUUCCACUCCAGUCUUGGACAAAGGCAUCGGACACACCUACAACGAGUAG